Eriocheir sinensis (Chinese mitten crab) is the source of this 1054-nucleotide messenger RNA. RefSeq lists its product as uncharacterized. NCBI's taxonomy places the organism in Eukaryota, Metazoa, Arthropoda, Malacostraca, Decapoda, Varunidae. The coding region runs from base 527 to 1054 and encodes 175 amino acids. The transcript is spliced from 4 exons. The record is from RefSeq and is a predicted model, not a curated record.
GGGAUCCGGAGGAGUAUCACGUCUGCCUACCAUCCGCAGACUAAUGGACUGGCAGAGAGAAUUAACCAGACUCUGGAGACCAGGCUUUCCAAGCUCUGCAACGCGACCAAGAACGACUGGCCAAACUUCCUGGAUGAAAUCGCCUAUAGCAUCCGCACCCAAAAGCAGCGGACCACCGGGUUCACACCUUUCCGGUAGAUGUUUGCUCGUGAGCACCGGCCACUUCACCAGGUAACCACCAGUGUUUGAUUUAAUAUAAGAAAUCAACUCCUAUUGGUUCCAUUAAAAUAUGAAGCCAUCACUUUCAAUCACAAACCAAAAAAAUAUGAAGAGUUGUUCUUGUGCCUAAUGACCGUAAUUUCAGUUCAAUUGAAAUAAAUAUUUUUAGGAAGAAAUUACAUUUGCUCCUGAGGCUUCUGCACAACCAGAGGGAAGGAGUACCACACCAGAAGUAAGUAGAAAGUAGAUUCAUAUGUAAUGUGCAAAUUCUGGAAGAAAAGUGUAUAUCUCACAAGAAUUGAAAAACAUGUCUAGUACCUCUCAAGUAAUCUUCUUUUGCAGUUUCUUUUUGUUACAGUUCUUUGAAGAACUUGUUGAACUGCCCUCUUCCGAGGACAUUGCGGAGUGUGUCAAAGAGCAGGACCAGAGGCGUGAAGAACUGCACUCCAAGCGGGAACAGAGAGUUGAAGCAGCCCAAGAAAAGCAGAAGGCUGAGUACAGGAACAGGAAAGCAAGAGGAGUGAAGACCUUCAGCUUCUCUGUAGGGAUGAAGGUUCUUAAAAGAAACCUUCGCAAUGAGACUCGGAAGGGUGGGAUAAUGGAGCAGAAGUGGACUGGUCCAAACAAAGUCCUUGACAUCGACUCCUCAAACCGUGUGGCACUUGAGGCUGUGAGCAAUGGGAAGAAGCUCAAGAGCCGUACUCCAUACAACAACCUGAGGCCAUUCCUCCAGAGCCAGUUGCACUGUGACAGACACUUAUUGGACCACAGAGAUAGACUGCAGCCCUCCAGCAUUCAGGGACCUGUGCAGCCAUCACCUGACACCUCACAGUAA